Messenger RNA from Clunio marinus, 1158 nucleotides. NCBI's taxonomy places the organism in Eukaryota, Metazoa, Arthropoda, Insecta, Diptera, Chironomidae. The record is from the annotation of a GenBank genome assembly.
AUGAACACUGAAAAUUACUUGAUUUGCUUCAAGUUGCCAAUUUUAAUUUUAAAAACCUUUGGAUUUUGGAAAGAAGAGCCGUGGUCAAAACUUCGAUGGAUGUAUUCAAUUUUAAUACGUUAUCUGUUUUUGGAUUGCAUUGUGAUCGCAUAUUCGGUACAUCUGAUAAAAUCAUUGGGUAUAAGAUCAAUAGCGGACAUAUCGACUACUUUGAGUUAUUUGCUGACAAUUUAUGGAUUGUUUUUCAAAAGUAUGUGGAUUAUCAUCAAACAGAAAAAGAUUAGAAGUAUGAUGAAAUCUUUGGAAGAACUUCUCAAAGUCACUUCAUUUGGAAAAACAAAUGAGAGAAAUUUGAUGCAACAUGAGAACAAUCGAAUGAUGAAAGUUGAGAGAAUAUUUUAUGGCUCAUCAAUUGUUUUGGCUUUCUUUGUGCUUAUUAAAGCGAUAGCUUUUGACUCAAGGAUUGGAAAAAUUCCUCUUGAUACUUGGAUAUUCUUUAAUAUGGAGCCCAACUCAUUUCUUUAUUGGUUAGUUGUUGCUCAGGAGUGUUUCGCGACAUUAUUUGUUAUUAUAGUAAACUUUAGUCUCGACAUGAUUCAGAUUGUAUUCAUGCAUUAUUUGACUGUAAUGUUGAAGGAACUUUCUAUUGAAAUUGAGAGUAUUCAACCUGAAGAUGACACAAAAGAUUAUGACAGAUUUUGUAAAUGCGUCGAUUGCUUUGUUCAACUUAAGGAUCUUGGAGGAGAAAUAUCAACUCAUCUAUCAUUGACCUUCUUCGUUCAAGCAAUACUAAGCAGUGUGAUUCUUUGUACAUCAGCAUUUUUAUUAUCUACACUUUCUUUUACAAACGAAAUGCCAAUCAUUAUAAGAACAGUCAUCUACGGUAUCUCAAUGAUGAUUCAAAUAUUUUUACCUUGUUACUAUGGAAACGAAUUAACUUUAAUUUCGAAUAAAAUAUCAACAACUUUAUUUCAUUCAAAGUGGUUAGAUGGAAGUAAGAAGUACAAGAAAGCUGUAACAAUAUUUAUGGAAAACGCAAAACGAUCAAUUAACAUUUCUGCAUUUGGAUUUGUCUUCGUUGACAUUGGCACCUUAACAACAAUUUUAAAUUCAACAUACUCACUUUAUGCUUUAGUUAGCAAACUUAACACAAAAUAA